This is a messenger RNA of Alosa alosa (allis shad), 4085 nucleotides long. It is a transcript of the gene lrp13a, whose product is annotated as low-density lipoprotein receptor related-protein 13. Bases 15 to 4028 code for a protein of 1337 amino acids. The record is from RefSeq and is a predicted model, not a curated record. The transcript has 22 exons. NCBI's taxonomy places the organism in Eukaryota, Metazoa, Chordata, Actinopteri, Clupeiformes, Clupeidae. Gene Ontology annotation, molecular function: calcium ion binding; protein binding.
UUAGUCUCGUGGCCAUGGGGCGAACGUGGUUUCUUUUGGUAACAUGUGGGAUUUCAAUUUUCUUCUCAGGUGAACUCCUGUUUUCUUCAGCCCAGAAAGCACUGCGAUGCAACAUUGGCCUCUUUGCAUGUAAGGAUGGAUCUGAAUGUAUUUCCUCCAUGCAUGUGUGUGAUGGAGAAUCGGACUGUGGAGACGGGUCUGAUGAAGACGGCUGUGCUGUAGAAUGCACUUCAGAUCAAUUUCAGUGUGCCCAUGGCCAGAAGUGCAUUGAUAAGAGUCUGCUAUGUGACGGGGUAGCCCAAUGCCAGGAUCAGUCUGAUGAGCACGACUGCUCAAAGCCUGAGGGCUGUGUUCAUCAGUGUGAUGAUAAAGCUCUCUGUCUGCCGAUAACUUUAGUUUGCGAUGGAGAGGAGGAUUGCCAGGAUGGAACUGAUGAGCUAGCUUGUGGUCCAGAGGUGACCACUCCUCCUACCACUCAGCCGGUGCCUCGGCGAUGCCGCAUUGGUUCCUCUGCAUGUGCAGAUGGCUCCGGUUGCAUAUCCUACAGUUACAUGUGUGAUGGGGAGCCGGACUGCGCAGAUGGCUCUGAUGAAAAGAACUGUGCCAGUGACUGCAGUACAGAUCAGUUCCAGUGUGCCCAUGGUAAAAAGUGCAUUGACAAGAGCCAGUUGUGUGAUGGGGUAAGCCAGUGCCAGGAUCGGUCUGAUGAGAGGGACUGCUUAAAGUCUGACGGCUGCGUUCAUCAGUGUGACAACAGAACCCGCUGUCUGCCCAACACCUUCUUGUGCGAUGGAGAGAUGGACUGCCAGGACGGGACGGAUGAGCGUCACUGUUCUGCCAAGAACUGCAGCAACUCUGAGUUCCGGUGCGCUAGCGGCCAGUGUGUGUCAAUGAGCGUCCAGUGCGACGGGCACCCCGACUGCAAGGACCGUUCCGACGAGGAAAGCUGUGCACAGCCCGCGCCCUGCUCCACUGACCUGCGCUGCCCCCAUAGCCAGGAGUGCCUGCUGGAGAACUGGCUGUGUGAUGGCGAGCAGGACUGCAAAGAUGAGACUGAUGAGAAGAACUGUGAGAAGGGCCAGGUGACAUGUAAAGAGCUCCAGUGGUCCUGUGCCUCAGAGACCCAGUGCAUCCCAAGAGCAUGGAGGUGUGAUGGUGUGAAGGACUGCACUGAUGAAAGUGAUGAAUCGGGCUGUGCUCGAGCUGUUUGCCCCUCACAUCAGUUCCAGUGCGAGAGCUCAGAGUGUGUUGACCUUCUUCUGGUUUGUAACGGCACGGCCGACUGUCAGGAUGGUUCUGAUGAAGGUGGAGCCUGUGUCAGUGACCAAUGCCCUACUGCUGACCAAUCCCAGUGUGCUCAUCUCUGUUACAAGACACCUCAUGGAACAAAAUGUGGGUGCAGGACUGGAUUUAAGCUUCAAGAGGAUGUGCAGAGCUGUGUGGAUGUGAAUGAGUGUGGGGACAGUCAUCUUAACAUCUGCAGUCACUCUUGUGAGAACACUGAGGGCUCCUUCAUUUGCCACUGCAAGCAAGGCUAUGUGCUUGAACCGGAUGGUCACAGUUGCAAGACUACAGGACAGCCCUAUUUGCUGGUUGCUGUGCAGUCCGAGUUGGUCUUCCUUGGUCUUAGAAGUUCAAGCCUUCAAGUGCUGGUCUCUGAGAAAAGGUCUAUUUUGUCUGUGGAUUAUGACUGGCAAGAGCAAAGAGUGUUCUGGAUCAGCCCCAAUGCCGAUUCCAUCAAGUGGUCUUCAUUAGACCAGAAGAGCAAAGGAAUGAUCAUCAAAGGCAUCAGUGCAGAUUGCAUUUCAGUGGACUGGGUGGGAAGGAACCUGUACUGGACUAAUGGUUUUGGGAGCCAAAUUAAUGCCAUUAGACUAGACCAGUCACUUAUGGAUGCCAAUGACUACGUUGUGAUUCUUAAUGAAGACUUGGAACAGCCACACUCUCUGGCACUGCUGCCAGAACAAGGGGUCAUGUUCUGGUCUGAUAUGGGUGGAGAAGCCAGGAUUGAGCGUGCUGGAAUGGACGGGUCUGACCGGAGGGUUCUAAUUAAAGACAGCCUGAGGUGGCCAGUGGGUCUGGCUGUAGACUCGCUGGGGCAGAGAAUCUACUGGACUGAUGAGAAACUGAAAUGCAUUGGAUCAUCCACAUUUGAUGGAGGCGACAUUAAGCUCUUACAGUUGAUGAAGAUGCCCAGCCCAUUUUCAGUAUCUGUGGUCAAUGACAUGAUGAUCUGGUCAGACACAGAGAGGGGGACCAUCCAGAUGGCUCACAAAAUCACUGGGAAAGGACGCAAGGUGGUUCUUAAACGACCUGGUCAACCUUUGGCCUUGAAAGUUGUUCAUGCUCUUCUACAAGCAAGAGUUGCCAAUGUGUGUGAAAAGCACCAGUGUUCACACCUGUGUGUGGUGGCACCAGGUCCCAAAGCGGUCUGCAAGUGCCCAUCCCAUCUGCUUUUGGAUGAUGACCAAUCAACUUGCCUUAAACCAAGGGACCCUUCAUUUGUAUAUGUGCUGUCCACAACUGCUCUCACUCAGAUGUACCUGCAGAACCGUAACCGGGCCAACAAUCUGACUAGCUGGCCAGACCACAGUCUGCUGGCGCUCCCCAACAUGAACGAGCCGACUGCGUUUGACUUCACGAUGAGGGACCUCACGGUCUACCUGGUCGAUGCAGGCCAGGCCUCGGCAGAGCUCUUCAAGGUGAAAGAUUCAACGCUCGUGUCCAGAGGCCAGCUGCUCCGCCUCAGUAAGGAAUACAUCACGGCCCUGGCUGUAGACUGGAUCACCCGCAACUUUUACUGGAGCAGCACACGGCAGCCACGUCUGCAGGUCACGUCGGCCCAGGGCACACACACUGCCGUGCUGAUCCACGAAGGCCUGUCCCAGGGCCUGGACGCCAUCGCCUUGCACGUGCCCAGCGGACGAGUCUGCUUUGUGAGCCUUAGGAAAGCGAUCGAAGAUGAACAGGUGUCCCAGGUGGAGUGUGCCUUCAUGGACGGAAGAAGCCGGAAGCUGGUCACGGAGAGCUCCACACAACUGGCGUCAUUGGUCCUGUCCGAAGAUGGUAGCAACCUGUACUGGGCAGACACAGAUGCUGGGAUUAUCGGGUCAAUGGGCCUGGAUGGAUCAGGAUACAAGGAGCUGAGAAGGAGCCCAGGCUUGAGAGCAUUUGCCCUUGUAGAUGGCAUGCUGCUCUGGGUGACGCAGAGUGGUAAUGAUGGGCAAAAGUACACAACCAAGUUUUGGUACAGUGAUGAUGGUCAGAAUGAUAAGUUGUGGUUUGAAGUCAGGACUGAUGUCAUCGGUUUGAAAGGCUACAGCAAAACCAGCCAAAUGGGAACCAACGCGUGCGCAAAUGCCAACGGAGGCUGCGGGCACCUGUGCCUGCCCUUCCCUGGGGGUAGGACCUGCAGAUGUGCCCAUGACCACCUGCCAGAUGAGGGGGGCAGGGGCUGCACCCCUGACCUGCGAUGCCCCGCUGCCACCAGGUUGUGUCUAGACGGGCAGACGUGUGUCCCCCUUCACCAGUUCUGCAACGGCCAUCCGGACUGUCCAGAUCACUCGGAUGAAAACUGUGUCCGUAAGUUGGUGAAAACCGGAUCCAGUCUCCCUACAACUACACUCUCCCAGGUUCCAGGCACCAUGGCGAACGACGCCGCAGUGCGGAACCUGGAAACCUUGCCGUGCGACGAGCAGCUCUGCCACAGUCGCGGCCAAUGUGUGUCUCGGAACGGAGACAUCUCUUGUUCCUGCUCUUUGGGCUACGGGGGAGACUUCUGUCAGGACCAGCUGCUUGGGCUCAAGAGCCCCCUCACCUACGGAGCUGCUGCAGGGGGAGCUGGCCUCCUGCUCAUUAUUGUGGUUGUCGCAGUACUUAAGAGAAGGACUGCCUCCAAUCAAAGAGCCAACCUUGAACUAGGUGAAACGAGCAUGGUGGUGCUGGAGAAACCUGAGACCCUUCCUUCAGAGCCUCCCUCUGCCAAAGACCCAGACCACCCGCAGAAUGUGGCGUCUUCAGUGGAUUAGAUUUGCUGCUGAAUUUUAUGUAACAUCGUUAAUCAAAUAAAGUGUGUUGCAAGGCUG